Molecule: messenger RNA, 1037 nt
Organism: Mizuhopecten yessoensis (Yesso scallop)
Lineage: Eukaryota; Metazoa; Mollusca; Bivalvia; Pectinida; Pectinidae
Exons: 6
Coding region: 729-1037 (102 amino acids)
Source: RefSeq, a predicted model, not a curated record
UACCUACAACUGAUUCAUAAAUAAGGUUCUGUAUCCCGAUUUCGGUGAUUUGUGGCUGAAGUAAUGAUUACCUUCUGUCUUGGUCUUGCAAGCCGUCACAUGGUUGCCUAUAUCAUAAUGCCGCUGGACAGGUCAGGUCAAGUAAUAUAGCUCACAAUACUAGUAAAUAUGUAUCUGGCACGGUACCCAACAAUAUGCGAGGUCACCGAGAAACUGUCACUACUAUAAGUAGAGCACACUGUAGGACUAAGGGGUUACAAUGUCUACAAUAUGCAGAGCACAAUAAGCUGUCCGUACAGUCUGGAAUCCUGGAAGGAAGAGAGUUGGGGUCAAGGAAUACUCACUCAGGCAGCACGGGGUCUCUGGCGUCUUACUUACGGUGGAAGCCCGGAUGACGUAAUGUAAACAGACCCUCGACACUACAUGGCCAAGCAUGUGGCCAAAGCCGCAGAUAAUGACGCAUGUUGUCAGCGGUGAUGACAAAAAGGAAGGUGCUUCAACGCCAAGGAUAGCAGUUCUAAUAGUACUUAGCAACCUGACACUGGUCGACCAGAGUCGUGAAAUCCUCAACGAGUAUCAGGGACUGUCGGUCACCAUAUUACAACAAAACCCGGACUGAGCUACUCAAACUUCAGGAUCUGCUGCUGAGUGGGGAGCCACCAGACGGAGAGGAAAGUGGAGGACGAGAGGUGGCCACAUCGUCUUCUCCGGAGGAACAGAUAAUAAUCAUGAAAAGUCAGCUCAUCCAGGCGGCAGAGGUUUGUAAAGACCUCAGGGAGGAGCUCUCCAUGACCAAGGAUGAGUGUAUGCAGCUUCAGGGCACAAAGACGGAAAUGAAGCAAGCGUUGCGAGACAAAGACAAACUGAUUGUAGAUUUAAAGAAGGACAUGGCGAGAAGGGACAAACACAUUGACCAUUUACAGAAUGAAGUCCAGUUACAGAUUCAGGAAAUAGAGACUGCCACACGUUCACUGAAGAUGCAGAUAUCUGACCUCCAUGACCGCCUCAAGGUCAAAAGUCGGUAUUUCCAUCUAUGA